AAUUUGAAUAGACAAGACAAAGCUUACCUGAUAAAUUUAAGCUACACUUUCUCGUUUUUGAAAGGUUAUCCUGGAGUUGAACAUAUUAAGCUCCGAAGCAGUAAUGGAUAUGUCACCGGCUUGGUUAUCAGAAAUUGGAAUCGAAAAUACCGAUCAGAUUUGCAAUCUUUAUGAAACCAUUAAUCACUUCAGUGUUGAUUCAUUCUCCUCAGAACUCUACACAGAAAACAACCAAUCAUCUCAAUCUCAACAUUGCGAAAUCAAACUUCCUAAGGUAGAAGAGAUGCACAGUAAUAUUAACAGACAUUCUCUAACAUUUGAGCCUCUUCUUGCUACUAGUCUUCCAUCAUCAAACACUUUUACCAUUUCUUUUGGAGAUCUAAAACCUAAAGAAGAAAUCGUCCAUCUUCAUGAUUCAUUUGGGUACCAAGCUGCUGAUCCCACAAAGUUUACGACCAUCUCCAGGAAUCCGGUUCAGACACAAGAUCAUGUUUUGGCGGAGAGGAAGAAAAGAGAAAGGUUGAAUCAGCAGUUCAUUUCUUUAUCUUCCCUCCUUCCUAACCCUAAGAAGAUGGACAAAGCAUCUGUACUGGAAGAUGCAACUAAUUACAUAAAAGAACUUCAAAGUCGGGUGAAGGAACUCGAGGGAUUAUCUCCUGAUAUUGAAGUUGUGAUGACAGGAAGAAAUGUGCUUGUAAGAAUCCAGUGUCAAAAAAAAUCUUCUUCCUUGGUGAAAGCAUUAACGCAGAUGCAGAAGCUUGGACUAUCCAUCAUCAGUAGCUCUGCCAUGCCUUUUGCUAAGACCACCCUUCUAAUCAAUAUUGUUGCUCAGGAGUGUACUAUGGUGCCUGCUUAUGUUGCAUGUUAUGGAAGCUACCGCUCUACGUGUGUAUGAUUUGCGAGGCUAAAAAUAAAUUAGAUACAUGACGUGAAACUAGUCAUUUUGAUCAAAAUAAAUGUCGAUAUUGCUGACAGGUCAUUUAGAUUUUAUAGAACUACCAGUUUUAUGCCUCUAAAGAUAUUAGUGACUUUAAUAUUUAGUUAUGUUCUGUACAUGAAAAUGCAUAAAUUUUGAAAUUAAGUAUUUCUGACGUUUCGUUACUUCUUUUCUUUGAUCAUGUUUCUGCACGCAUUCAAACGAAAGUUAGUAUUUGCAUCAACGUUUAAUAUGCUCUGCUGUUAUCUUUAAUUUAUUCGUGCAGAUUGAGGAUGAAUUUCGUAUUACAUCAACCGAACUUGUAAAGCACUUGCAACUCGCUAUUGAACUUUGAUGAAACUCAAUUAUAAAUGUUAGUGUUUUGUAUACUUAGCUAUUAACCCAUGUUGUACUUUUAUAUCAUGCAUCGGCCCAAG
Messenger RNA from Lactuca virosa, 1353 nucleotides. Lineage: Eukaryota; Viridiplantae; Streptophyta; Magnoliopsida; Asterales; Asteraceae. The record is from the annotation of a GenBank genome assembly.